GGCUCUGGGAUUUGUGUGCUGGGACCAAAGGCUCCUGCGCUGGGGUCGGGGGAGUAGAGGGGUACCUCUGGGACGUGGGUCGCCCCCUGGCCCCAGCGCUGGUGGGCAACAGUGCUUCUUGUGCCCACACCUUGGCGUGGAUGGUGCUGCUUGGUGGCUCAGGUGUUGGCAUGAACAGAAUUCGGAUCCACGUUCUGCCAUCGAGCCGAGGACGCCUUACUCCCGUGCCGCGGCCGCAGGAGCCUCUGUCAUGUGCCUUCACCCACCGCCAGUGCUCCCAGCCGCGCCUGGAGGGGCAGGAGUUUUGUAUUAAGCACAUUCUGGAAGACAGGAGUGCCCCGUUCAAGCAGUGCAGCUACGUUUCAACGAAGAACGGAAAGCGGUGUCCCAAUGCUGCGCCCAAGCCAGAGAAGAAGGAUGGCGUGUCGUUCUGUGCGGAGCAUGCCCGUAGGAACACGCUGGCGCUCCAAGCUCAGAUGAAGAAGUCCAAUCCCGGGCCUGUAAGCGAGACUCUGCUUUGCCAGCUUAGCUCUUAUGCCAAGUCAGAGCUGGGCUCCCAGACUGCGGAGAGCAGCCGCAGCGAAGCCAGUCGGAUUCUGGAUGAGGACAGCUGGAGCGAUGGCGAGCAGGACCCUGUCACGGUGGACCAGACGUGGCGAGGGGACCCGGACAGCGAGGCUGACAGCAUUGACAGUGACCAGGAGGAUCCCUUGAAGCACGCUGGCGUGUACACAGCCGAGGAGGUGGCUUUGAUCAUGCGAGAGAAGCUGAUCCGCCUGCAGUCCCUCUACAUUGACCAGUUCAAACGACUCCAGCACCUUCUGAAGGAGAAGAAGCGCCGAUACCUGCACAGCCGCAAGGGAGAGCACGAAGCCAUAGGCAGCAGCCUCCUGACGGGCCCGGAGGGGCUGAUGGCCAAGGAACGUGAGAACCUGAAGCGCCUGAAGUGCCUGCGUCGGUACCGGCAGCGCUACGGCGUGGAGGCCCUGCUCCACCGGCAGCUGAAGGAGCGCAGGAUGCUGGCGACCGACGGCGCCGCCCAGCAGGCGCACACCACCCGCUCCAGCCAGAGGUGCUUGGCCUUCGUCGACGACGUCCGAUGCUCCAACCAGUCCCUCCCGAUGACCAGGCACUGCCUUACGCACAUCUGUCAGGACGCCAAUCAGACUCUCUUCAAACCGUGUCAGGGCUCCGAGGAAGUGCCCUGCAACAAGCCAGUUCCCGUGAGCCUCUCCGAGGAUCCCUGCUGCCCGCUCCACCUCCGCCUGCCUCCGCAGAUGUACGUACCCGAGCAGGUUCUGGCCGUCCCCGAGGAGCUGGAAGCUGCCCCCACAGACCUCUACUUGAGCGCUGCUGAGCUCCAGCCCACGGAGAGUUUGCCCCUGGAGUUCAGCGAUGUAAGUUGUGCAGCGUGCUUUGGGCCGAGCCGGGCAAGAAGGUGCCCUGUGGAAAAACUUUCCCCAAUAUUUCUCUCGUCAUUCCGGGCCGUGAAAUUGCUCUGAAAUACUCAGGGAGGGAAGGGGGCUGCCGUGCAGCUGACCCACCGCGUUGUGUGGAGCAUGGAUGGACGUCGUGUAAAGCGCUGCCUCCCCAGCAGAAAUAACGUAGAAUUAUUUUUAUUCUUGCUGGUUUGGGGAAGAAGCGUCACUUGAAGGAUGUGCAAGAGGUUCGGGAGAUGUUUUUUUUUUCUGUAGAGUUGGUGAGUGCUCCUUUAGGAGGGCUGUGCUCAUCGAAUUUAAUAUUCAGGGGCUCUUUAAAGCAGAUUUUUCUCCCCCACCCUCUUCUCUCCCAUGAGGAAUCCAUGAGGAUUUUAAUCCCGGAUUAUUCUGAUGUCCUCCAUGUAUGUUAAACCCACUUGCUUAAAAUCCUCUGGAAUUUGUUUAAACAA
Athene cunicularia (burrowing owl) is the source of this 1888-nucleotide messenger RNA. RefSeq names its product KAT8 regulatory NSL complex subunit 2 (gene KANSL2). Bases 141 to 1502 code for a protein of 453 amino acids. NCBI's taxonomy places the organism in Eukaryota, Metazoa, Chordata, Aves, Strigiformes, Strigidae. The transcript is spliced from 8 exons. Gene Ontology annotation, cellular component: NSL complex. The record is from RefSeq and is a predicted model, not a curated record.